Molecule: messenger RNA, 1169 nt
Organism: Ostrea edulis (European flat oyster)
Lineage: Eukaryota; Metazoa; Mollusca; Bivalvia; Ostreida; Ostreidae
Exons: 6
Coding region: 136-813 (225 amino acids)
Source: RefSeq, a predicted model, not a curated record
AUUCAAGCGUAGCGAAAGAUACCUUAGGAGACCGAGAGGCGUCCAUCUUUUAUUUGUCCGUUUGUGAACUCCUCCUAUGGAACAUAAAAUUGACCAAUGUUGUAUCUUAAAGGCAAGUAACGUGUGAACUCCUCCAUGGAACAUAAAAUUGACCAAUGUUGUCUUAAAGAAGUAAUGAAAGCCAUUCUAGAGAUAGCAAUAGUGGUCACAUUUUGGUUUUCCUCCGCAAGCAGUGCUGAAACAAAGAAUUCUAUCGCCACGUAUACAUAUGGAUUCCAAUGUUACUUCGGACACCAGCGACUGGACGACCAAUCCAAUGUCUACCUUCAGUACAACGGGGACCCGCUUCUUUGUGACGAAAUCAGUUUCCUUGGGCAAAGUGCAGCUCAUGGAAUUCCCUACCAGCUGUGUUUAACGCCUGUCUACUGUCGUGAUCCCUACUGUCAGGUUUAUGUGCAGUACAAAUCCUAUGCUACCGGAGAAAUUCUUCAGACCUUGAAAUGCAAGAACAAUCACACACAGACUUGGUGUUCAGAGAAAACGGACAACAUUUAUGUCAGAAUAAUGAUGGAAUCGUCCGUCCGUCAGUGGACGGAAGCCCGAAUUCGGAUCAAGCUGGAGGCCAAACCAAAGAAUCAGAUUGGAGCUGAGAAAAAUGACUCACACACAAGACAUGCUUUCUUCGCCAUUCUUGGAAUAUUACAGAUUCCCAUAUUUAUCGCCAUUUUUAGAUUGGUCCAACAGACUGCAAAGCGAAGAACGCUUACGGACUUCACUUCAUAUAUGGAACAUUAUGGAAGGUGCAAGAAGUAACUGUUGCAAGCGUUUUGAAGUGAGUUUCAGCAAAUUUCCAUAUGACAGAUUCAAGACUAAAAUUACAGGUUUAAGAUUUGAUUUAGUCAACAAUUAUCAUACUUAUUAAUCAAUUUCAAGUAAAAUUCAAUUAUAGCUUACUGACUUCCCCUCAUAUAUAUAAAACAAUAUCAAAGGUGCAAUUAGUAUCUCAGAAGCAAGCGUUUCCGAGUUUAUUGGCAACAUUUAUUCAUUUAUAAGUAGGCGGGUGUGACCGGUCGACAGGGGAUGCUUGCUCCUCCUAGGCAGAAGAUCCCACCUUUGGUGUGUCCAGGGGUCCGUGUUUGCCCAACUAUCUAUUUUGUAUUGCUUGUGGG